This is a messenger RNA of Cottoperca gobio, 3373 nucleotides long. It is a transcript of the gene b3gat3, whose product is annotated as beta-1,3-glucuronyltransferase 3 (glucuronosyltransferase I). Gene Ontology annotation, biological process: chondroitin sulfate proteoglycan biosynthetic process; carbohydrate metabolic process. The transcript is spliced from 8 exons. The record is from RefSeq and is a predicted model, not a curated record. NCBI's taxonomy places the organism in Eukaryota, Metazoa, Chordata, Actinopteri, Perciformes, Bovichtidae. Bases 548 to 1549 code for a protein of 333 amino acids. Gene Ontology annotation, cellular component: Golgi membrane. Gene Ontology annotation, molecular function: galactosylgalactosylxylosylprotein 3-beta-glucuronosyltransferase activity.
AACUAAAAGGUCUUUCUUUAGGAGUCGUAUAAAGACAAAAGUUUUUUUUAUUGUUUUGAUUUAUACGUUAUCUGUUAAAUUGAGCAAUAUGUUAACGGGGUUUUGACAGUAAGUCAUGCCGACAGUCUCUGAACUCCAGCACGUGUACCUUUGGAGAAACGGGCCUUUUGAAUCAGUUCGCUUUUGUUUGUGGACAACGGGCCGUCAGACUCUGGGCUUCCGGUCCAAUAGGACAUUUUAAGAACUGUUGGAUUCGGAAUAAUGGGCAUUCCCCUAAAUAGUAGUAUAUUAGCCAACGUAAUAAAAAAAAAAAAUUGCAGGAUCCAUGUGGAACUACUUGUGAUUGUAGUCCUACCCACUUCUUAGGGGACUCGUACUGUGUUGCACUGAAACCGGAAGUUGCUGGUACGUCGCUGCAAGAAGAAAUGUCCGAGCUAAUGUAGCUAAGCCGAAUGAAUGGACGUUCAUCUCCAAGAUGAUAUGAACUUUUAAGCUCAUAAGUCAACUCUGUCUUCCACGAGUCCCCGCCUCUGCUGGUCAGGGUACCAUGGCAACGAGGAUGAAGCUGAAGCUGAAGACUGUGUUUGUGCUCUACUUCAUGGUCUCCCUGCUGGGCCUCCUCUAUGCUCUGAUGCAGCUCGGUCAGCGCUGCGACUGCUCAGAGCACGACAUGCCUAAAGACCGUACCAUAUCUCGGCUGCGGGGGGAGCUGCACCGUCUUCAGGAGCACAUGAGGAACUCUGAGGCGACUAAGCAACCACAGAAACCCCAAGCCAACCCCACCAUCUUUGUCAUCACCCCGACAUACGCAAGGCUGGUGCAGAAGGCCGAGCUGACUCGUCUAUCCCAGACCUUCCUCCAUGUUCCUCAGCUGCACUGGAUCGUGGUGGAGGACUCGCCGCAUAAGACACCGCUGGUGUCUGACCUCCUGGCGAAGAGUGGCGUGACCUACACACACCUACACAUGCCCACCGCCAAGGACCGCAAAAUGCAGGAGGGUGACCCCAGCUGGCUGAAGCCUCGUGGAGUGGAGCAGAGGAAUGAGGGUCUACGGUGGCUCAGAGAAGACAGAAGGGCUCAGCCAGGAGGAGACAACCAGCAGGGAGUGGUUUACUUUGCUGACGACGACAACACAUACAGCCUGCAGAUCUUUGAAGAGAUGAGGAGUACCGUGCGAGUGUCUGUGUGGCCAGUGGGGCUGGUUGGAGGGAUGAAGUAUGAGAGGCCUGUGGUCGAGGGAGGAAAGGUGGUUCGCUUCCACACCGGCUGGCGUCCCAGUCGGCCCUUCCCGAUGGACAUGGCCGGCUUUGCCGUGUCCCUCAAACUCGUCUUGGCCAAUCCAGAGGCCUGUUUCGACGGAGAAGCACCGAUGGGCUUCCUGGAGAGCAGCUUCCUUCAGGGAUUGGUUACCAUGGACGAACUGGAGCCUAAAGCAGACAACUGCUCUAAAGUGCUGGUGUGGCACACACGGACGGAGAAACCCAAGAUGAAGAGAGAGGAGGCUCUGCAGGCACAAGGUCUGGGUUCAGACCGUGCAGUGGAGGUCUGAGGAACACAGCACACACACACACACACACACACACACACACACACACACACAUUGUAAAGCGUACUCUGCUGCAUAUGUAAUUCUGCGUUGUAAAUACUGUAAAACAGAACAAAUAUCUGUUAGAGGUCACAUUUAAAUGUAUCUGGUCUUUUUUGUGUCAGAUAGUAAAUGUAUGUGUGUAUAUAUUGAGUGAGUGUGUUACAACAGUGUAUGUUAUGUAUCGGGGUUUCUUUUGUUUUUAGUGAGUUAGUCAUUUUUGUCCAGCAGUACAGUGGAGGACGACUCUGGAGUUUAAACAAUGGCCUGAAGGGGGGGCCACUUUUAAACUUUGCAAAGUCAUGCUGUUAGACCACCAGUACAUUUUUCCUUAAAGUUGGAGGAACAAUGCAUCUUAUCGCAGACGUCCAUGCUUGCAUCACUCACAUGUUUACUUGUGCUCAGUGUAAAUCCUGCAGUGUGAUUCACUCCUGAUGGAAGUUAGAUGUUUUUAUGGCUGAGCUACUACAGCCUCCUGUCUGUUUCCUCUGCUGAUCUGUAACCAACUUCAUCAGUGAAGCCACUAAACAUCUGGACUCACUUCUGACCGGGAUACAGUUGCAACGGAGCACUUCAUUAAUGCAUGGCUUCUAUUUUCGCUUGAUUAUUGUCCGUAUUUAAUUACAUAGAAGUGUUUUUACCUCCGCAAGGACCAAAUGUUUUCUCUUCAGUUUGUUUGUCUGUCAGCAGAGUUAAGGAUAAACUACUGGCUUGAUUUUAUAAAACUUCGUGCAACAUGCGCCAAGGAAGAAGAACAUAUUACAUUUUGGAUUCACUGUUCACAUUAUUUUUUACUUUUGUUAACAUCGGGCACUCGGAAAGCGCUGAUUUCCGCCAAGGCCGUUUCCAUAAGUGAAGGAUAAUGCGCGUGUCUGGUCUCGGAUCAGCUCCAGAUUGUUGUGGGUUUUUUCUUGGCGCAUGCUGCACCCUUCAACCAAGUUACAUUAAAAUCGGGCCAGGAGUUUCUCCAUAAUCCUGCUGACAAACAAACCGAACUGAAAACACAAGCUCCUCGUGGAGUAAACAACACCGUCAUAGGCAUGAUAAUAAUCUUUUAUACAACCGGUCUAAUCCUAAUGUCUGCAUUUGCUAUCGAAGUACAGUUUAGUAUUGUGGAGCAAAGGUGCUUUUUUUUUUUUACUGUUAGAUAUGCUAUAACGAUAGAGAAAUAGUUGUUGCCUUGUAUUAAUUAUGCUCUCAUACACACACAAGUUGAGCAACUUAGCAACACAGACAACAAACAGACGUGCUUGUUCCACACCCAGUGUUGCUUUAGUGUUGAAGCUCAGAGCGCAAAUGCUGGUUUUCACAACGGCCGCAUUUUUAUAUGUAUAUUUUAGUGGCGCUUUUUAAAGACAUAAUGCUCGUGGAAUCCAUUUGGAAGCCCUGAAUAAGGGAGCAACACUACUGACACUCAGAGAAAUCCCUUAUGCAAUAAGCAGAUACAAAACACGCCGUCCGUGUUACAGUUCCACUCUGAUGACAAGAAAAAGACUUGGAAUCCCCGGUACUUUGCAGUAGCUGUGUAGAAGCUUCAAAUAUAAAUAGAAACACUUGAGAUGAGCUUUAUUAUCUUCCAUCAGAAGUUGGAGAAUAAAAGAAAAGAAUAAAUAAGUGCUGCUCAGCUACUGUUGUAUGAUACUGUACAAACAGCUAGUGCCUGCGUGAGUGUAAUUAGUGCCUGUGAGUCACUUCUCUUCUGGUGUAUUAUGUAUUUAUUACUGUAAUAAUAUUGGUAUUUACAAUGUGAAGUCUGUCAUUGGCCUUGAAAAUAAACCCUAAAACAUG